Metarhizium acridum CQMa 102 is the source of this 447-nucleotide messenger RNA. NCBI's taxonomy places the organism in Eukaryota, Fungi, Ascomycota, Sordariomycetes, Hypocreales, Clavicipitaceae. The record is from RefSeq and is a predicted model, not a curated record.
AUGAAGAUCCUUGAGUCCCAAUCAGCCGUUCUAUCCAACUAUGAGGUCUACCAGCACCUCACUGAUCAACGUGACCGCUAUAAGCAGAAGAAGCACCGCGGGCCCCCAAACCUCGAGACAGUUGUUCGAGAGACUGCCCCCAGUCCUUUGAGUCAGAAGCCCCUCACCUACACCCCGGAGGCUAUUACCCAGAUCAUUGAGAAAUUAAGUCCGUAUGAGCUGUCAAAGGGCGAGAUGGUCAUGAUUCUAAACCUCCGGCCGGCAUCCAUUGCUGCUCUCAACACCAUUAUUGAGGACAUGCCCGAGCGUUACUCGGAUGAGCAACAAGAAGAAAUUGUUGGCAUUGUCGCCGACGUUCUCGGUCAGUUCGAGGUAGCUGAGGCUGAAGAAAACGGAGACGCGGGCGAGGGCGAGGAUGUGAAUAUGAAUGAUGCUGAAGCUUCAUGA